AUGUAUUUCUAUCUAUCUAUCUAUCUAUCUAUCUAUCUAUCUAUCUAUUUUCUUCUGUUUUUUUUAUCUAUCUAUCUAUCUAUCUAUCUAUCUAUCUAUCUAUCUAUCUAUCUAUCUAUCUAUCUAUCUAAUACAGUUCUGCAUAAACCUAUCGCAGUCUGUUUUUUUUAUCUAUCUAUCUAUCUAUCUAUCUAUCUAUCUAUCUAUCUAAUACAGUUCUGCAUAAACCUAUCGCAGUCUGUUUUUUUUAUCUAUCUAUCUAUCUAUCUAUCUAUCUAUCUAGCUCAGUCUGUUCUUUAUCUAUAUCAGCGAUUUCUCUCUCUGUCUAUCUCUCUCUCUCUAUCUAUAUAUCUGUUUAUCUAUAUAUACCAGUAUGUUUCUUCACAUCUAUCUAUCUACCUAUCACAUGUUGUACUUGAUCUAUCUAUCGCAGUCUGUUUUAUCUAUCUAUCUAUCUAUCUAUCUAUCUAUCUAUCUAUCUCAGUUUGUUCUUUAUCUCUCUAUCUCAGUGAUCUCUCUCUCUCUCUCUAUCUAUCUAUAUAUCUGUCUAUCUAUGUAUAUCUGUUUGUUUCUUCAUAUCUAUCUAUCUAUCUAUCUAUCUAUCACAUGCUGUACUUGAUCUAUCUAUCGCAGUCUGUUUUAUCUAUCUGUCUAUCUAUCUAUCGCAGUUUGUUCUUUAUCUCUCUAUCUCAGUGGUUUUUUCUCUCUCUCUAUCUAUAUAUCUGUCUACCUAUGUAUAUCUGUUUGUUUCUUCAUAUCUAUCUAUCUAUCUAUCUAUCUAUCUAUCUAUCUAUCUAUCACAUGCUGUAUUUGAAUUAUCUAUCGCAGUCUACUUUACCCAAUUAUCUAUCUCAUGUUACCCCGAGUUGA
This is a messenger RNA of Acanthosepion pharaonis, 870 nucleotides long. The record is from the annotation of a GenBank genome assembly. NCBI's taxonomy places the organism in Eukaryota, Metazoa, Mollusca, Cephalopoda, Sepiida, Sepiidae.